Oncorhynchus keta (chum salmon) is the source of this 2003-nucleotide messenger RNA. It is a transcript of the gene nek11, whose product is annotated as NIMA-related kinase 11. Gene Ontology annotation, biological process: protein phosphorylation. The record is from RefSeq and is a predicted model, not a curated record. The coding region runs from base 171 to 2003 and encodes 610 amino acids. NCBI's taxonomy places the organism in Eukaryota, Metazoa, Chordata, Actinopteri, Salmoniformes, Salmonidae. The transcript has 17 exons. Gene Ontology annotation, molecular function: ATP binding; protein kinase activity.
CUGGUGAAAUAAAAGGAUAUAACGAAAGGGAGACAAUAGGUUUCCUAUUACCAUAGGAACAAGAGUAAACACGGAAGUUAAUACAGUAGGCUAUGGAUGUUUUAAACUGGUGGAAAUAGCCAACACCUAUCUGCUAACAGUUAAUUCUCCUGUAAGAAUCCCGCAACAAGAUGCCCAAGUUUGAGGAGCAAGAAGCCCAUUCAUCCUGCCGUGUCCACUGCCCCUCCACACCUAUAACUCCUGUCCCCAGCGACCUGAUUGCCAAAAGAUACAGCAUCCUACAGAGAUUGGGCAGAGGGAGUUUCAGCACUGUUUACCUCGUUCAAGACACUAGAGCAAGGGAUGGGGAGAAACUUAAGGUGCUGAAGGAGAUCCCUCUGGGGGACCUGCGUCCUAACGAGACAGUCCAGGCAUCCCAGGAGGCUCAGCUCCUGUCCCAGCUCCACCACCCAGCCAUCAUCACUUUUUACGGCAGCUUUCUGCAUAGAGACUCCUUCUGCAUCAUCACUGAGUACUGUGAGGACAGGGACUUGGACUGUCAUCUGGAGGAAGUGAGAGAAGCAGGGCAGAGCUUGCCUGAGACCCAGGUCACUGAUUGGCUGAUCCAGCUGCUGCUUGGACUCCACUACAUGCAUAACAGGCGCAUCCUCCAUAGAGAUCUGAAGGCCAAAAAUAUCUUCCUGAAAAGGAACAUAGUUAAAAUCGGUGAUUUUGGGGUGUCCUGUCUGCUGAUGGGGUCAUGUGACCUGGCCACCACCUUCACGGGCACGCCUUACUACAUGAGCCCUGAAGUCCUGAACCACCACGGUUACGACUCCAAGUCUGAUAUCUGGGCCAUAGGCUGUAUCCUGUAUGAGAUGUGUUGCCUGUCACACGCCUUUGAAGGACACAACUUCUUGUCAGUUGUGAUGAAGAUAGUGGAGGGAGAAACCCCCAGACUGACAGACAGAUACUCUCUGGAGCUCAACACACUCAUGCAAAGGAUGCUGGAGAAAACCCCGUCAUCCAGGCUCUCUGCUGCAGAAGCUCUGAAGACAAAAUUCAUUGAGGACAGUAUGCAGAUCUUAAAACACAAGUUCUGUAGUCUGACACUGAGAGACAAGACAUCAGCGGGAGAAAGAGAUGCAGCACAGAUAUUGAAAGCGGUGCAGCGAAAGGUGCACCUUCAGACACUGAGGGAGAAGUCAGAGCUAGACAGAAUGACCCCCAGGGAGAGAAUGAGGCUGAGGAAGCUGCAGGCUGCUGACGACAAGGCCAGGAGGCUUAGGAGACUUGCUGAGGAGAAAUACCAGGAAAACCACUUCCGAAUGCAGGAGCUGAGGAGCCGCCAUUUCGAGAAAGUCAGUUUGGACGUCUUGAAUGAGAGUGCAGGAGAUGCAGCCCACCAGACUGCACCAAUCAGAGCUGAGGACUACCGGUCGCUGGGUUGCUCACAACCAAUGGGAAGGCAGCAGCAGGACAAGAUGCGAAUGUCUGAGCCAGUAGGGCGUGAGAUCCCAGAGGACCCUCAGACUGCAGAGGUGUAUUAUUACAUGGAUGGAUUUGAGUCCUGCACUGAUGAAGAGGAGGAGGAAAGAGAGGAAGGGGACACUGUGACCUCAGAAACCCUCUGUCAUACCUAUGGACAGGACAGCGACCUGGAGGCCAUGAUGAGGCACAUGGAGCAGGUUCUGGAAGGAGAGCUCAGUGUGGCUGAAGCAGUGCCAGAAGAGGGCCAGUGGGUACCCAUGGGGCCUCCAGUCAUCAACAGCACCAUGGCUGAGACAAGGAUUCAGCGCAUGACUGAGUCAGUGUCCAGUCGGCUGGGUCUAACCGUCUUCCAGAGGGUGUAUAACUACCUGAAGGGAGCCAGGGAGAGGCAGGAGGAUGAGGGGAGCAUCAGACAGGCCCUCAGCAGCCUGGUGGAGAGGCCCAGUGAUGGCUUUGAAGUGGACCAACUACUGUACUACGAGGAGCAGCUCCAGGGAGCCAGAGAGGGAGCCAGAGAAGAGGGAACCAGAUAG